Panonychus citri (citrus red mite) is the source of this 3240-nucleotide messenger RNA. RefSeq names its product MAM and LDL-receptor class A domain-containing protein 1-like. Lineage: Eukaryota; Metazoa; Arthropoda; Arachnida; Trombidiformes; Tetranychidae. Gene Ontology annotation, cellular component: membrane. The record is from RefSeq and is a predicted model, not a curated record.
AUGGAUUUAAUCUUCUGUUAUUUUGAUUGUUUUUUCACUUUUAUCGUGUCCAUCUUAUGGGUAUUAUCAUGGUUUGAUACUGAAACUGGACCAUUAACACGGUUCAAGCGUCAGGCGGAAAAUGCCGCUGGGGUUGAAGAUGAAUCUCGAACUUUACUCUGUGAUUUUGGCUCAGGUUCAUUGUUAACGGAAUGUUCAUGGACUUACCCUGAAGAUGACCAUCCAAAUGUUCACUGGUCAAAAGGACAGGGUACAACUGCCUAUUGGCUUGGCGGACCUUUGACUGACCACACACUUGGAGAUGCUAAUGGUGGUUAUAUUUACUUUGAAACGUCUUAUAAAAUUAUCGACCGGGUUUUCUCAAGUGCCGCUUUGGAAAGUGAUAAAACCGCUUCGGUCAAGAUUCCAGCUCGAGAUGAUCUAUUUAGAAAUGUUAACUCAACAAAUAGUCAAUUAGGAAUGAGUGGAGUUACUAGUGGAUUACCAGGUAAUUUAGGUCCAGGCGGACUUGUAAAUGGACAAGCUGCAGUUUCGGGCUCAGAUUCAAGGACUUUAAUGGCCUCACAAGGAAGUGGAGGCAGCGGCUCUUCAUUGGGUAGUCGACUAGCUGAUAAGCUAUCGGUCUUCAAACAACCCUUACUCAGGCUAACCUUUGACGAUCCAAUAGUGACCAUUCCCAAUCGAGCUCAUCUUCUUAGUUCAAACAUUACUCGAACUGGACCUGUAGGUCAUUGUAUUGGAUUUUUUUUCAACAUUGAUGGACUUUCAGCGGACAAGUUAAGAUUAGUGGUCAAGGAUACGGAAACUAUGGACAAUCAAACUCUUUGGGAGUCACGAACUCACACUGAUGGAGUCUGGAUCAAAGCAGAAGUUGCAUAUACCUAUGAAACUUAUCAUCAGAUUGUAUUGGAGGGUAUUGCCAAGAGUUCCAGUGAACCUGAACGUGCCUAUCGUGGUUAUAUUGCUGUUGAUGAUAUUCAAAUAUCACCUUUAGAGGAAACGGAAGGAGUUUGUCAUGGACAUUGUACCUUUGAAGGUGGAAUGUGUGGCUGGACGAAUGAGCUAGAGACUGAUGAUUUUGAUUGGAAAUUGGGUCGAGGAUCAGACAAUUUUUUCACUGGACCAGCUCGAGAUUAUUACAGUUUCAGUAAAGAGUAUCCAUUGGGUGGAUUUUUGUACAUUAAUGCUGCUUAUCCACGAAGACCUGGGGACAAAGCGGUACUAAUAUCACCUUCAUUUCCACCCACAGAAAACGGUCCUUUCUGUUUUAAAUUUGCAACUCACAUGUACGGCAAUGGUAUUGGCACUUUACGAGUUAAGUACCGUCCAACAGAAGCACCUAAAGAUGAUAAAGCCUCUGGAGAUAAAGUUCUAUGGGAAAUGUCCGGUGAAUCGGGAAACAAUUGGUACCAAGCUCAAUUACCGAUCGCAUCUUCAGUGGCUUUUAACAUUAUAUUUGAAGGUAUCAUUGGACCAAAUUACCUGGGUAAUAUUGCAAUCGAUAGCAUUUCAAUUGAACAAGGUGUUUGUCCAAUUUCACCUCAAACGGCUGCACGAAAAUCGGGUGAUUGUACAUUCGAGGAAAAUAUGUGCUACUGGACAAAUCCACUUCCUCAUAGUGGGUUAGAUGAUUUUGAUUGGAUUCGGCAAUUUAGUUUCGGUAGUUAUGGACCAAAACAUGACCAUACUAAAAAUGCAAACGGUUACUUUUUGAGUCUAAAUGGUGAUGCUAUUCAACCACAACGUGGAGGUACUUCAGCCUGGAUUGUCAGCCCAGAAUUCGAGACCUCACCUGAUCUUCCCAAGUGUAUGUCCUUUUAUUAUUUUAUGUACCAACGGGUCAUUGAACCUGGUGGACCAAAUCUUGGUGGACUUAGAGUAUACCUUCGGACGGUUGGGGACUAUGGUGAGACGAUAUUAAUACCAAUCUGGAAAUUGAAUAAUCAUCAAUCGUUAAAAUGGAGACGAGCUCAAGUCCCGUUGGGGGUGAAAACUAAAGAAGGUGACGAGGAGAAGGUAAAAUCUCCCAAGAAUGUGUACCAAGUGGUAAUCGAAGGUAUUUGGGGCGACGCAAGGGUUGGAUCGAUUGCUUUGGAUGAUAUAAGCUUUUUCGAUGGUAAUUGUAAAGCGAUUCCGGUGAAUGCUGAAGCUGUUUCAGGCGAAUGUUCAUUCGAUAAGACUCUUUGUGGCUGGAAAAAUGAAACGCGACUUCCAAUUAGUAAACCAGGUCAACUAUUAUCAUCUUCAGCGGCCAAAGAUUCACUUAUUGCUCAUAAAAAUGCAGUUUCCUCAAUAAGGUCAAGUCUUAAUGAUCCAAAAGUACUUCCAGUCUCAUGGAAAUUGGCAACACCCAAUGUACGUCCAGCAAAUCUUCAAGAUCACACCUUUAGAGCACCGGUGGGAUAUGUUUACUUUGACGUUUUCAAUCAGAAUACCUUACAAAGUCCAAGUCUACGAAGUCCAAAGUUUCCAGCGAUAACUGGAGAUGUAACCAAGGCUUGUAUCAGCUUUUGGUUCUCAGGAUUUGGACGAGGUGAAUCAACCACAUUGAACAUUUACCAAAUAAGUGGAGGAGAAACAGCUUCGGACACUGAUAUCGCUGAAACACCCGCAGCAGCAACAGCACCAGCACCAAGUGCAUCGACAACCGGAGAAUCGAGCAAAGAGAAAGAGCCUCGAACUCUUUUAUGGUCAAUUCAAGCUCGAUUUUUAGAAACUCGAAGAUCUCUUUGGUACUAUGGCCAGGUUACAAUCAACGGAGAAACACCUUACCAGAUUCUAGUUGAAGGGGAAGCGGUUGAUGGAGGAUAUGCAAUCGAUGAUGUUACAUUUUACAAUGGUACUUGUCAAACUCGACCAAUUGAAGCCGCUGUUAAACCGAAAGCUGAAGAGUAAAAAACAUUACGAUUAUCAAUCAGUUGAUUGUUUCCAAAUUAAUUUUUAUAAUUCAUUUGACCUGUUUUGAUCUGCAUUGGGCAUUAUAUAUGAAUGGACUGACUGAAUUGAAUGUUUCAUAGACAAAAAAUCAAGAAAGAUGAUCUAUUGAUCAAGCCAACAAAAUGAAAAAGCUAGUUAACAACUAGAGAAGUCAGUCCAUUCAAUUUUCUCAAUUCAAAGAGGAGCCAAAAUUAAACUUGAAUUUAAUUGAUGGAUUGAGUUGAAUUCAAAUAAUAAAAUUUAAUUAUGGUUGAUUAAUUUAAACCAAUCUAACAAUAAUAAUCUUAAUAUUUAGCAAUACUA